GAGCUCGGUCGGAAUGCGGAUGGGGAAAAAAUUUACUGGAGGUCGAGAUUAAAAUUUGCGAGUGAUCGGACGGGGUGUCGGUGUUCAAUAGUGCACAGGUCGAGCUCUGAGCUUAGAUGUUCGGCUACAGGUAGAGAUUAAAGCAGCUGGAGACUUUAAUCCGGAGUGAACAUGACGCUGCUCGGUGCUGUGCUGCGUGUUGUUGUUGUCUUGCUGUGCGUUUCCGCAGGGGUGUGUGCUGUAUUACCCGUCCCACAGAACGUCACCCUUCACGCGCUGAAUAUGAACUACGUGCUGAAAUGGCGAUGGGAUCCAGAUCUGACUCCAGACAGCGCAAGCAACGUGACUUUCACCGCACAGUACAUAGCGAAGUUCAAAUUGAAAAGGCCGAAGAACAAGCAGAACUGGACGUCUGUGUGCGAGUCGACGUCCGAGCGCGUCUGCGAUUUUACCUCGGUAGAUCUGCACUAUCUGGGCAUGUGGGUGCUGCGCGUGAGGGCUCAGAGCGGGAAAAACGCUUCGUCCUGGGUGAAGACGGAGUUCUGCCCUGACCAAGAUGCUGCCAUCGGGCCGCCCUCCGCGCUCAACGUCACGCCCGUCAGUGGCCUGCUGCAGGUUACCAUCACAGACCCACUGACCAUCAAGAACAGCUCCAUGAAGGAAUACCUUCCUAACAUGUACUACCUUAUAGAGUACUGGAAAAGGAGUCCUCUAACAGAGAAGCCUCAUAACAACAUAACGACGACCAAUAAUCUGGUGAUCCUGCCCGAUCUGGAGAGCUGGACUUGGUACUGUGUGAGAGUCAAGUCUUUGGAUGACUAUUACAGGAAGCAGAGUGUUUUCAGUCCCACCUACUGCACUCAGACCGACGGUCAGACCCCAUACUGGCAGAUUGUUCUGUACUUCCUGUUGUCGUUGGUGCUGUGUUUCCUGAUGUUUCUGGCGCUUUGCUUGUUCAUCAUCCGAGUGGUAAAGAUCGUCAAGAGCACCUUCUAUCCCUCGGUCCUGCUGCCUGCACACUUCCAUGAGUACCUGUGUGACCCGGGCAGCUCGGAGACGCCGCACUUGUUGAGCACGGAGUCGGAGCUGGAGAUCUGCUGCGACAGCCCCGAACUUCUGAUUCCUGACCCCAAGGUCCCUUUUGUCCCUGAGGUCAGCGAGGUUAUUUUGGAGGUCCACCUGCCACCCAGGACCGUGGAGCCAGGGAUCAGGUCGCACAGUCGCCACAGCAGCUGCGAUUCCGGUGUUCACUCCAUGGAGGGCUCGAGCCAGAGCCAGAGGCAGAGCGAGUUUGGAGAAGUGAAGAUGGAAAAACUGGGAAAGACGAUAAGAAUGGACGAGCUGGACGAAGGAGUGCAAGACGUGAUCGUCUGAUCUGGCAGAAAUCAAAACGGCCUUGAAUCGGCUUUCAUGUCCGUUUAAUUUUUUUCCCAUGCAAUCUGUCUUCUGCAUCUGCUUCCUGCAGAAACAUAAAAAGACUCACAAACUAUAACCCCCUGUUAGGAGGGAUGGUUAGAGUGAGCUGAUCUCUCAGUGAAAGCACUUAGUUUUAUCUUUUUAAUAUGGAGUCGGAAGAAAAAGUCAGCCGCCCAUACUGAUUUCUCAUAACAGUUUAAAGAUUUGCUUUUUAACACAUCAUGUUUUCUUCCGGCAGUUACUCGUAUCAAUCUACACAUUACUGAUGAAAAAAAAAAAAAAGCAGCGUGGAUAAAAAGUCUGGAUUCAAAAGGCAGAAGUAUAAUAGAGCACCCCAUAAUGUAAUAUAAUGUAAAUUACUGCAGAUGCUCUAACUGACGGCCUCUGACUUCAGUGCGCUCGUGUCGAAUGAUGAACAUUUCUUAAUGUAUCAGAACUGUAUAGAAACAUUUUCCUCCAUUAGUGCAGCGAUUCUGUAUCCCUGAGCCCGAAUCUGAUCGACUACUGACUCCAGUACUACUGACUUCUGUUGUAAAGUCGUCUAAGGGCUGAAAUAAAAGAAAGAAAUCUGCGAAAGUGCAGAUGGAUGCAGACUUCUGUGCCGCACUGGAAAUGGCACAUAUGGCAGAAAAUUGGCAUUAAAGAUCUUAAGGGGUAAUAUAUAAUGUGAAGUUGGGAACUGUUUGCUUCUUAAUGUACUGUAUAAACAGUUGAACCUGUCGGAGCCACAAUGUCAUGAAUGUUUUUUUUUUUUUUUUUUUUUUUUUUUUUACAUUUUACAUGUUAUGUGAUAUACUUGUAUAUUUCAUAGGGUUUUGCAUAUUUGUAGGUGUGUCUGAUGGUUUUUUAAAGGCUCCUGAGAUUAUGAUUCUUAUAGAAUCUGAUGUUAUUAACCUCAUAGAUUACUUUAUUCAUUCGUUUUAUUUACAUUUCUUACAUUUCGUCUUAGAGCGCCGUAUGGCACUUGAGUCUUCUCUUAACACAAAGUGACUUGUACAAGUACAUAUAUAAUCAUUUUAUCAUGUGGAUUACUAAAUGUUUCAGAUGUAAGGUUCUUCAAAAUACAUACAUACAUAUAUCCAUACAAGACAAUAUAAUCAAUGCAUACUGCACAUUUUCCCGCUGUUCCAAGCUGCUAGGGGUUGAGGUCCUUUUGCGAUGCAAAAUAAAGUAGAGGAUUUGCAAAA
Messenger RNA from Clarias gariepinus (North African catfish), 2603 nucleotides. Its product is annotated as interferon alpha/beta receptor 1b-like. The coding region runs from base 172 to 1374 and encodes 400 amino acids. The transcript has 7 exons. Gene Ontology annotation, molecular function: protein binding. Lineage: Eukaryota; Metazoa; Chordata; Actinopteri; Siluriformes; Clariidae. The record is from RefSeq and is a predicted model, not a curated record.